AUGUUUUUAUUUGGUUUAACAUUCUCAAUAAAUCUUCUAUUUAUUUUCAUAAAUGCUGAAAAUCAUAUUGGUGUAAACAAUGUUCAACGAUCAGCAAUCAAUAUGGAUGUUGUUGAACAUGAACCAAACAACAAUGUUCAUUAUGAUCAAUCUGAGCAAAUAACACCUGAAAAAGUCUUAAUUAGAGUACCACGUCUUAAGACAGAAAAUGAAAAAUUGAAAAUAAAUAAACGUGAACGUCGUCAACUAUUGGAAGCUUUACAAACUGCUGGUUUCAUUAUUAGUGUAGCUAAAGCAAUGAAAAAAACAGAAAGUGGUGAAGAAAUUUUGGGAAUGGCAAAAAAGGUGGCCAUUAUAGUGUUAGUUUUUGUUUCAUUAUGUACGGUUUGUUGUUUUGUUACAAUAAUAAUUAUUUGUGUUAAAUGUUGUUGUGGUAAUAAUAAUCGAAAAAGAAAUGCAGCGUCAACUACUGUUCAAGUUCCACAACCUAUAAUUGUUCAUCAUACAGGUCCAUCUGGUUAUCAACCACAAUAUUAUCAACAACCAGCUCCUCAAUCAUGGAAUUCUGUUAUGGUUCGACCACCAGAAAGUCGUCCAAUGUUACCUCAACCAAGUGCACCACCACGACCAAAUAAUGAUUUUCAUACUGAAUAUGUACCACCGCCUCCCUAUGAAAAACUUUAUACAAGCAAUUAA
Messenger RNA from Rotaria sordida, 696 nucleotides. The record is from the annotation of a GenBank genome assembly. NCBI's taxonomy places the organism in Eukaryota, Metazoa, Rotifera, Eurotatoria, Philodinida, Philodinidae.